Molecule: messenger RNA, 4098 nt
Organism: Microbotryum saponariae
Lineage: Eukaryota; Fungi; Basidiomycota; Microbotryomycetes; Microbotryales; Microbotryaceae
Source: the annotation of a GenBank genome assembly
AUGCUUUCGACGCGGUCACGAGCCGCCCACAGCUCUCGCAAUCGGUCGCAUCGCCAGGACCGAGACAUCGACUCGACCGCAAGUCCGUCUUCAAGGUCGACCCGAUUCGGAGGCUCAGCAUCCCUGCUCCUCCUCUCGAUCCUGUUUCACACCAUUUACCUCAACUCCAUCUUUGACGUCUACUUUGUCUCACCCGUCACAAAAGGCGUCGGACUGAGGUACGGCGUUGGAGCAGAACACGAGAAUGGCGGUCCAGGCGCUAGAGUCGGCGAGAAGCUGGCCAAACGAGUCGUCUUGAUCGUUGGUGAGUGCAAGAUAGACUCCGUGCGACAGCACGGAACGAGCUUGCUGACCGUGUCGGGGCUGGGACCCUCGCUGCCGUCUCCCCCACACCUGCCCAGGCGACGGACUGCGAGCGGACAAAUUAUUCCAGAUCUACAACUCGCCUCCGUUCGACCAAGAUCUACCCUUACCCAGUCCGCUACAGGACGUUCCUCACACGUACGCAGUGCCACCUUACACGAACUGGACCACCCCAGCCCCGUUCGUGCGCAACCUCAUUCAGUCCGGUCAAGCGAGGUGGGGUGUCAGCCACACCAGGGUACCGACCGAGAGUCGACCCGGCCAUGUAGCACUCAUUGGUGGCAUGUACGAGGUGAGAGCAUCCCAUGUGAUGCAUUGAGAAUAUUCAUCGAACUCACAACACCUUUUUUGCUCCUCUCCAUUGUUUCAGGAUGUGUCGGCCGUGACCCGGGGCUGGCAAACCAACCCCGUCAAGUUCGAUUCGGUCUUCAACCAGUCGUCGCAUGCCUUCACCUUCGGAUCCCCGGAUAUCCUCCCCAUGUUUGCCCAGGGCGCCUCGGACCCGACCCGAGUGGACGCCUUUUCGUAUGGAGAGGAACACGAAGAUUUCUCAAAGGAUGCUGUCCAUCUCGAUUUAUGGGUGCUAGACCAACUCAAAACCCUGCUAAAGAACUCGACUACCAACCCCAAGUUGGACCAACAACUGAAAGCAGAUGGUGUCGUUAUUUUCUUGCACUUGCUAGGACUGGACACGACGGGCCACUCGUACCGUCCCCACGGCCCCGAGUAUCAUCGCAAUAUCCGAGUCGUCGAUCAUGUCAUCUCCGAAACCGCACGUUUGCUCGAAGAUUUUUACGACGACGACGGAGAGACAGCAUUCGUCUUCACUGCCGACCAUGGCAUGUCGUCGAUCGGCAAUCACGGCGACGGAGAGCCCGACAACACGAGGACUCCGCUCGUUGUGUGGGGCAAAGGUGUUGCCUCGGGGCUCGUCGAGGACGAAGGCAAUGACGACUACUCGCGCCACUGGGAUUUGCGGGGAGAGCGAUUGGACGUCGAUCAGGCCGAUGUUGCUGUCCUAAUGGUGAAUUGCUGGUCGGUCUGCGUAGUCCAGACUUGUAGCUAAGCCCGACGUUCUUCCCUUCACUGCGCAGUCCGUACUGGGGGGUCUCGCCAUCCCGGCAAAUUCGGCGGGCAGAAUACCCUUGAAGUACCUGAGCGCCGAUCCGUCUUUCAAGGCACGAGCAUGCUUCGCAAAUGCAAAGCAAGUACUCGCCGAGUUCGAAGAACGAAGCCGUGCGUGGCUCUCCAAAUCUAGAUCAGUGCCUGCUUACACUGAUGCUGUACUGGAGGACUUGGCAGGCUUCAAGCAGGCUCAUGCUCUCGCUUUCAAACCUUUCCCCGAGCUGGUCGAUGACGCUUCUAGCGGGAAACUAUCCGUGGAAUCGCACAAGCGACAGAUCAACGCUUUGAUUCAUGCCGGUGACUACGAGGAAGCGACUGCGUGGAGCAUGGAGCUCGUCAAUCUCGGGUUUGAAGGGCUACGAUACUUUAGAACGUAAGCUCGUCAUGGUUGACACCACAAUACAAUCCGAACUGAGGGUAUCGUAUUCCCGCAGAUAUGAUUGGCUUGUGUUGCGCACGAUCGUUGCACUGGGUUACCUCGGCUUUAUCGUUUACUCCGCCAACUUCGUCUUGAGGACACACGUCUACUCGUCCGACGCCGAGAUGGCGACCACCACAACGUCCCCGAUACCACGAGUCCUUGGGGCUAUCAUUUUCUCCAUUCUCUCGACCAAGUUCUUCAUCGAGCGCUCAUCUGCGACAUACUAUGCCUACGCCGCCUUCCCAUGCUACUUUUGGUCGUCCAUUCUGAGCAAUCGCGCUCCCCUGAUCCGGCUUUUCCGAUCAAUAUCGCCUGUGCGAGCAGCCACAGGUCUAGGCGCGACGUUGAUCGUGGUACAAAUGAUAGCGCAGGCCUACCUCGUCCGCGAGUACCUCACCUACAUUCUAGUAACAAUCGCUCUGGCGUGGCCCUUGCUGGGCAUGGAUCGGACGUUCAGAAGGAAGGAGCAGAGACUGGUCACCGCUUGGGCCGCAAGCUGUUCACUCUUGUCCAUCUUCCCUCAACUACCGGUGGAGAAAGGGGAGAACUUGACGAUCGUGUGAGUUGUGCACUGCGGGUUGCCGCUCACGAUGCUAAAGAUGGAGUGGCUCACCCCGGCCUGAGGCUCAUAGAUACGCGGGAGCCGUGGCGAUGUUCAUCCUCGGCCUUGUGGGACGAGAAGUUCUCGAGCGAGAAGAGGUGAAGCAAGCUACCAACCCGUCAUCGACAAUACGAGCCACACACAAGUGGCUGGCUCUGCAGGUAUGUACACUAUUCGCAUCUACUACAGGUCACUCCAAGCUGAUGAUUCUGCUUUGGUGCUAGAUCGGGCUAAUCUUGCUGAGUCUGGUGCCGACCGUCAAGUCAGCGCUCGCAUUGCAGAGGAAGCAAGGUCUACCGCUUUGGAGUCAGAGCCUUGGAUGGAUUGUCCUUGGUCAGUCGGUACCAUUAUUGGCGAGGGGUUCAGACUUUGGCUGAACGAGUUGCCAUGACUCCAGUCGGUUCGGUCCUGGUACCGAUCAUUCGGGGGCGACCUCGCCAGCAACCCUUCCUGGAGCGACUCUUAAUCGUGUUGUUCGCUUUUGGACCCUCGUUCAAUAUCCUCUCUCUUUCUUACGAGGGCCUGUUUUAUGCUUGCUUUUGCGCGACGCUGUGUCUCUGGCUCCUGCUGGAGCGGAGAAUCGCCUUGACGAGGAGAAUGAAUGUGAAGGAUCACGAGGAGUCGCCCAAGAUCAAUGGCGGCCAUAUCAGGAUGGCCGUCUUCUUCUUAACAUUCCUACAUCUCGCCUUCUUUGGCGUGGGCAAUGUCGCCAGUAUUUCGUCGGUAGGUGCAGUGUCUCCAGUCGGGUUGCAGGGUCAAAACUGACGGUGUAGGGGGGCUACUUGUUCAGUUCUACUUGGAGCCGGUAUAUCGACUCAUUCCGGUCUUCAACCCUUUUGCCAUGGUACGAUACACUGACUAAGCACUGCGAAGUGCACUCGCUGACCCGCUAAUUGCUGCACCCGCCCAACAGGCUCUCCUCCUGCUAUUCAAGCUGCUGUCCCCCUUUGUUGCACUGUCGGCCAUCACCUCGGUGCUCAACAAGCAGCUCGGUCUCCCGCCCUUCUCCCUCUUCAUCAUUGCCUCAACACUAUCCGAUGUCUUGACCAUCAACUUUUUCUUCCGAGUGACCGACCAAGGCAGUUGGUUGGAGAUUGGCUCGUGAGGUUUCAUGCCAAAAGAGUCUUCCGUCGCAGUCGAGUGGGCGUAUGGAGUGAUGUCUAACAAUUUGCAUCUUGUUGCUCUACAGAACCAUCACCAACUUUGCAAUCUCUUCGCUGCUGUGCAUCUUCAACACGUACGUACCUGCCUGUCAGCUCCGUCGCACCACCCCCACUACCCCGCAUUCAUCCUCGGCGAAGCGCUCGCUCUCUCGGUCGGCUUCUUCUGACAACCUUCGCCUUCUUGGGCUGACCCGCUUUACGCCGAAUCAUUUGUGCCUUGAUGCAGUGCUCUGUACCUCGGCGGAGAAUUCUUGUUGGCGAAUACCGAAGUCAAUUCCAGGCCGCUGGAAGUUGUAAGACAUCAGGACGAUGUCAAGGAGAUCGAUGUAGUCGAUCGGGGUAGAAUUUCUCCCCUCGGCAAUGACUCGGGCUCGAUGAGCAAACGGACAACGCGAGCGAGUUCGGCGACAGCGAAGGAUGAUUAG